UCAUUUUUAUCCCAUCAAAUUCAUCCAACAAUCCACCAAAAAAAAAAAAGGAAAUUCCAAAGAUGAAAAUUCCACUAUUCUGCUCGUCCCUUGUUAUUUUUCUUGUUCUUGCUACUUCAAUAAGCCCUUCCCAUGAAAAUCAAACAUUUCUUGAAUGUCUCAAAACCAAUUCAAACCCUUCUCAUCCAAUUUCCUCACUAGUAUAUUCUCCAAACAACUCUUCAUUUCCAUCUGUUUUACAAGCUUACAUAAGAAACCUAAGGUUUAACGAGUCAACAACAAACAAACCUCUAUUUAUCCUCACUGCUUUGCAUGAAUCCCACAUUCAAGCUGCGAUUAUAUGUGCUAAAGCACAAGGUUUGCAGAUGAAAAUCCGGAGUGGUGGACAUGAUUAUGAGGGUCUAUCUUAUAUCUCCGAUGUUCCCUUUUUCAUUCUUGACAUGUUCAAUUUCCGGUCUAUAAACGUUAACAUUGACGAUGAAUCUGCAUGGGUUGAAGUGGGUGCAACUCUUGGCGAAGUAUACUAUAGAAUUGCUGAAAAAAGCAACGUUCAUGGCUUCCCUGCUGGAGUUUGUCCCACCGUAGGCGUCGGUGGUCACAUCAGUGGGGGUGGCUAUGGUAACAUGAUGAGGAAAUACGGCCUUACUGUUGAUAACAUCGUUGAUGCUAAAUUAAUCGAUGUUCAAGGCCGAAUCCUCGACCGAAAAUUGAUGGGAGAGGACUUAUUUUGGGCAAUUUCGGGUGGUGGCGGAGCUAGUUUUGGAGUUCUCUUGUCGUAUAAAAUAAAGUUGGUUCGAGUCCCACCAAAGGUGACUGUUUUUCGAGUCCCAAGACUUUAUGACCAAAAUGCUCUCGAACUUGCUUACCUAUGGCAACGUCGUGCAGAUAAGUGGGAUGAUGACAUGUUCAUGAGACUGAUCAUUGAUGUAGUAAAUAGCACUACUCGUCCUACGGAAAAAACUAUAAGGGUUUCAUUUUUUACAUUAUUUCUUGGUGACUCGAAGCAACUUGUCUCAUUUAUGAACGAAAAUUUUCCAGAAUUAGGGUUACAACAAAAGGACAUUACUGAGAUGUCUUGGGUAGAAUCUGUUCUUUACUAUACAAGUUUUCCUAUUGCCCCAAUUGAUGCUUUGCUACGUAGGCAACCUCCAUCGGUUACAUACUUGAAAAGGAAAUCUGAUUACUUGAAAAAACCAAUGUCAAAGGAAGGGUUGGAAUACAUAUUCAAGAAAAUGAUAGAACUACAAACGCCAACAAUUUUGACAUUUAAUCCAUAUGGUGGGAAAAUGAGUGAAAUCUCACCUUCUGCUAAGCCAUUUCCACAUAGAGCUGGGAAUAUAGCCAAGAUUCAAUAUUCAACAAAUUGGAAUGAAGGUGGAGUUGAGGCUGCAAACCAUUAUCUCAACUUGACAAGAGUACUUUACAACUAUAUGACUCCUUUUGUGUCAAAAUACCCAAGAGCAGCAUUUUUUAAUUAUAGGGAUAUUGAUUUGGGUGUUACGCACAAUGGGAAGUUUAGUUAUUUGGAAGGGCGAGUGUAUGGGAUCAAGUAUUUUUUGGGAAAUUUCAACAGGUUGGUGAAGAUCAAGACAAAGGUUGACCCUGAUAACUUUUUCAGGAAUGAACAAAGCAUCCCAGUUUACCCUUGGAGGAAGUAGAUAUUAUAGGGGGGAAUAUGAAUUAUUAUAUUAUUAUUUAAUAGGUUGUUUUAUUUCAUUGUUAAUUGUGAAUUGUAAUUGUUGAUUGAUUCUUAAAAUGUAAUAAAAUGUAUUCACACUUAGUGAUCCGUUUGUGAAGAUAAUGAAUAAUAUAUUUAUAAGGGUUGAAAAUUA
Nicotiana tabacum (common tobacco) is the source of this 1832-nucleotide messenger RNA. Its product is annotated as berberine bridge enzyme-like 8. The record is from RefSeq and is a predicted model, not a curated record. Gene Ontology annotation, molecular function: FAD binding; oxidoreductase activity. Lineage: Eukaryota; Viridiplantae; Streptophyta; Magnoliopsida; Solanales; Solanaceae.